CAACACUACGGGGUUAUUUUUGACAAUAGAGCGGCAUUUGUUUGUUUAUUACACUGCAUAUUAACAAAAUAAAAUUUUUAUUAAAAUAAAAAAUUCAUAAUGUACAAUGGUGAAUGCAGUAUACUUAUAAAAGAUAUUAAACCUGGAUUAAAAAACAUCAAUGUUAUUUUCAUAGUAUUAGAAAUUGGAACCGCCACUGUAACUAAAGAAAAUAGAGAGGUGCGCAAUUUUAAAGUUGGUGACCAUUCUGCUUGCAUAAAUGUGUCCAUUUGGGAUGAACCGGGCAAACUUAUAGCACCCGGUGAUAUCAUCAAAUUAACGAAGGGAUAUGCAUCAAUUUGGCGCCACUGCUUGACACUAUAUUCUGGAAAAAAUGGAGAAGUUUAUAAAAUUGGAGAAUUUUGUAUGACUUUUAACGAACAAAUAAAUAUGAGUGAACCCAAACGACCUGAGCAGCAGCAACAACAGUCACAGGGUCUAGGAGGUAUUGUUGGGAAUCCUCAGUUAUUGCCAAAUACAGGUGUCGCCACGGGUCCAACUGUUGGACCAAAUACUACUAGUGUCGUAGCUCCUACGCAACAAGUGUCUCAAGCUGGCAGUAAUGGUAGUAUUGGAACUUCGAGUCAAGUAGGACAAAGGUUGAUUGGAACUUCUUUAGGAGGGGGCAUUCCACAGCCAGGGAGUACAACUACUGCGAAAGCAGGUAACAUUCAGCAAAUAGGACAAACACCUCAAAAACAACAGCUUACUAGUGGAUUAAGUGGUCAAAUGCCUGGUAAUACAAACGUUAGCACUUCAGUGCAACAAACAACACAAGCAGUGACUGUUGCAGGUACUGGACCGCAAUCACAAAGUAGCAAGCCAAACCGAGGCGGGCGCACUGGAGCAACACGUUCUAGCAAUCUUAAGAAUGAACGCAGAUGAAAAAUACUAAUCUAGUUAUAAACGUAUUUUUAACAUCUAAACUUGCAUGCAUAUACAUAAUGAAGAAUAAAGUAAAUAGUUAUUCAAUAAAAUAUAACAAUUUAUUCUUAAAAUUCAA
Bactrocera neohumeralis is the source of this 1042-nucleotide messenger RNA. RefSeq names its product SOSS complex subunit B homolog. The record is from RefSeq and is a predicted model, not a curated record. Bases 100 to 924 code for a protein of 274 amino acids. NCBI's taxonomy places the organism in Eukaryota, Metazoa, Arthropoda, Insecta, Diptera, Tephritidae. Gene Ontology annotation, cellular component: SOSS complex. Gene Ontology annotation, molecular function: DNA binding. Gene Ontology annotation, biological process: double-strand break repair via homologous recombination; mitotic cell cycle checkpoint signaling; response to ionizing radiation. The transcript has a single exon.